CCUAAUAAUAAGACGAGGUCGACCUAACAAAGCUCCUAUCCGUCCCCUCGAUCGACCGACGCGAAAUCACAGAGGUCAGUAAUGGCGGCUUCAAUGGCAAGAUCAGGCCUCCGAUUCCUUCGCCGGGGAUCAAACACCGGCUCAAAGUCCCUCCUUUCCAACAAAAAGAACUUCUCCGCUUCUUCUCAUCACGACGACGCUUAUGAGACUGCGAAAUGGGAGAAGAUAACGUAUGCUGGAAUCGUGACUUGCACGAUCCUUUCGAUCUAUAAUCUUUCCAAGGGCCACCCUCACCAUGAAGAUCCUCCGGCUUACCCGUAUUUGCACAUUCGUAACAAGGAAUUUCCAUGGGGUAAGUGUUCUUAUUAUCCUUUCCCUUCUCUAUUUAGGUUUUCCGUGUUGUCUUGAGGUAUUAUUAUUUUUCUGAUAAUAGCUAGGGAAUAGAAGGGAUAACAAA
Molecule: messenger RNA, 457 nt
Organism: Asparagus officinalis (garden asparagus)
Lineage: Eukaryota; Viridiplantae; Streptophyta; Magnoliopsida; Asparagales; Asparagaceae
Product: cytochrome c oxidase subunit 6a, mitochondrial-like
Exons: 3
Coding region: 82-408 (108 amino acids)
Biological process (GO): mitochondrial electron transport, cytochrome c to oxygen
Cellular component (GO): mitochondrial inner membrane
Molecular function (GO): enzyme regulator activity
Source: RefSeq, a predicted model, not a curated record